AUUUGAGACGUGAAGAGGAUGUGAGAGUAUCAUCAGACAACUGAGGCACAUCACCAAACAAACAUCAGCCAUGUUUUCUCAUCAUUUCCUCUACAGAUGAAGAAUGAAAAUAUCUUCUUUUGUUGGAACAAGUAUAGGUUUGAUGUCAAAACCCAAUAAUGUCGGCUGUUACGGAGAACCUUUUGGAAACACUUGAUGAUCUGGGAGAUGAAGAGCUAAAGAUCUUCAAGUGGUUUCUGCAGCAAGCUGAUAUCCUGGAAGACUUCCCAGCCAUCCCAAAGAGCCAUCUGGAGAAGGCUGACAGGCCAGAUACAGUAGACCUAAUAGUGCAAACCUACAAUGACCAGUCUGUGGAGGUGACAAAGAAAGUGUUGACAAAGAUAAACAGGAAUGAUCUGGUGCAGAGUUUGUCCAACAUCACCUUAGGACCCAAACGUUUGCCAGCGCCAGAACCUGACCUAGAAGUCAUUGCGUCAUACCAGCACACAUUCCAAUCACACCUCCAGAACAAGUAUAUGUGUGCACAAGAAGGGUGGACAGAAAGGAUUGAUAAAAAACACCUAGAUGACGUCUACAUAGAGCUUUACAUUACAUAUGGGAGCAUUGUAAACAUCAACAGGCAGCAUGAGGUCAGGCAGGUUGAGAUGGCAUCAAGAGAACCAGAGGGAACAGAGCGACCAGUCCAACACAACGAUAUCUUCAAACACCCCUCUGGAAAAAACAUGCCUGUAAGAACAGUUCUGACCAUUGGGAUUGCGGGAAUCGGCAAAACGUUCCUUGUAAACAAAUACAUCCUGGACUGGGCUGAAGGACGAGCCAAUCAAGAUGUGCAUCUCAUAUUCCCCUUCACCUUCCGCCAGCUGAAUUUACUGAAGGGGAGAAGGUUUCGUUUGGCAGAGCUCAUUCACAAAUGUAUCAGGGAAACCAAAGAUAUCCAGGAGGAGGACCUUAAUGACAUCUUCACAAAACUACAGGCUUCAGGAAAUACCAACUAUGACAAGAGUAAAUUUAAACUUCUGUUUGUGCUUGAUGGGCUGGAUGAAAGCCGCCUUCAGCUCGACUUCACUACUGACAAAAAUCCCACUUUUGAUGGGACACAGGCAGUUGGAGUAGAUGUUCUGCUGACGAGCCUCAUUAAGGGGGAACUGCUCCCCUCUGCUCAUCUCUGGAUAACAACACGACCAGCAGCGGCUGAUAAGAUCCCUUUUGACUUUGUUGACAUUGUGACAGAGGUGAGGGGGUUCACUGAUCUACAGAAGGAGGAGUACUUUAGAAAGAGAUUCACAAAUGAGGAGGUGCGUGACAGAAUCAUCUCCCAUGUCAAGACAUCUCAAAGCCUCCACAUUAUGUGCCACAUCCCGGUCUUCUGCUGGAUCGCUGCUUCAGUUCUGGAGGGCAUGUUGAAAACUAGUAACAAAGAAGAGCUGCCGAAGACCCUGACUGAGUUGUACACAGAAUUCUUGGUGUUUCAGAUCAGACAGACGAAAGAUAAGUAUGGCAUAGAGACGAGCAUUCGGUACAUCCUGUCACUUGCAAAACUUGCCUUUGAACAGCUGGAAAAAAGGAACCUGAUCUUCUAUGAAAAAGAUCUCAAAGAGAGUGGCAUUGAGUUCAAUGAAGCCUCUGUGUACUCUGGAGUGUUCACGCAGAUCUUUAAAAAGGAGCGCCACUGGAAGAAGUACAAGGAUGCGGACAAGAUGUUCAGCUUUGUCCAUCUGAGCAUUCAGGAGUUUUUGGCUGCUGUAUAUGUAGUACAGUCACUCAUUAACAAAAACAAAAAUGUAAUGGCAAAACAGCAAUUCAAGUUCCGAAGUGUGCACACGCUUUUCAGCAAACUGUCUAUUGUAGAAGUCCAAAGAAUGGCUGUUGACAAGGCCUUACAGAGUCCAGAUGGACACCUGGACUUGUUCCUUCGCUUCCUCCUGGGUCUCUCCCUGGAGACCAAUCAGGAUAGCUUACAAGACCUGCUGAAACAGACAAUAAGUACUUCAGAGGCCAAUUUGCAAACAGCACAGUACAUCAAGGAAAAGAUUCGAGAGAAUCUGUCUCCAGAGAGAUGUAUCAACCUGUUCCACUGUCUGAAUGAACUGAAUGAUCAUUCUCUAGUGGAGGAGAUCCAGCAGUGCCUGAGUUCAGGAAGUCUCUCCACAGAAAAACUCUCUCCUGCUCAGUGGUCAGCUCUGGUCUUCAUCUUACUGUCAUCAGGAAAAGAUCUGGAAGUGUUUGACCUCAGGAAGUAUUCUGCUUCAGAGGAAGGUCUCCUGAGGCUGAUUCCAGUGGUCAAGAACUCAAAUGUAUUCUUCCUGAGUGGUUGUAAUUUGUCAGAGAGAAGCUGUGAAGCUCUGGCCUCAAUUCUAAGCUCCCAGUCCUCCAGUCUGAGAGAGCUGGACCUGAGUAACAAUGGCCUGCAGGAUUCAGGAGUGAGGCUGCUGAAUAGUGGACUGGAGAGUCUCCAUUGUCAGCUGGAAAUUCUUAGGCUGAGUGGCUGUAACCUGUCAUGGAGAAGCUGUGAAGAUCUGGCCUCAGCUCUCAGCUCCCAGUCCUGCAGACUGAGAGAGCUGGACCUGAGUAACAAUGAUGUGCAAGAUUCAGGAGUGAUGACGCUCUCUACCGGACUGAUGAGUCCAUGUUUGAAAUUGGAAACAUUCAGGUUGAAUGUGUGUAACCUGUCAGAGAGAAGCUGUGAAGCUCUGGCCUCACUCCUCCUCUCCCAGUCCUCUAGUCUGAGAGAGCUGGACCUGAGUCACAACGACCUGCAGGAUUCAGGAGUGACACAGCUCUCUGCUGGAUUAGAGAGUCCACACUGUAGACUGGAGACACUCAGGUUGUCAGGUUGUAUGAUAACAGAGGAAGGCUGUGCUUCCUUGACCUCAGCUCUGAGCUCUAACCCUUCCCAUCUGAGAGAGCUGGAUCUGAGCUACAAUCACCCCGGAGACUCAGGGGUGAAUCUCCUGUUGGCUAGAAAGGAGGAUCCACAGUGGAGACUGGACACUCUCAGAGUGGACCAUAUCGGCAUACAGUGGUUAAAACCUGGUCUGCGGAAAUAUGCCUGUGAACUCACCCUGGACCGAAACACAGCAAACAGAUACCUCUCCCUGUCUGAGGACAACAGAACGGUGACACUGGUGAAAGAGAAGCAGUCAUAUCCAUACCACCCAGAGAGGUUCCAAGAAUGGAAGCAGCUGCUAUGUAUGAAUGGUCUGACCGGCCGCUGUUACUGGGAGGUAGAGAUGAAAGGGUGGGUGUCUCUAGGAGUGACUUACAGAGGGAUCAGAAGGAGAAGAAGAGAGGCUGACUGCUGUCUCGGGCUCAGUGACAAUUCAUGGAGCGUGUGCUGCUCUCAUGGCCGUUACUCUGUCUUUAACAAUAACAAAAUGAGAGACAUUUGUAAGACCCCCCCUGUUUCUCAGAGAGUAGCAGUGUAUCUGGAUUGGCCUGCCAGCACUCUGUCUUUCUACAGAGUCUGCUCUGACGCACUGAUCCACCUCCACACCUUCAGCACCACAUUCACUGAACCUCUCUAUCCUGCGUUUGGGUUUGAGUACAUGAAUCGGUGUGACUCCACAGUGUCUCUGUGUCCGAUGUAGGAGGAAGAGUCACCUCCUGUGAACAAGCGUUAGUGUUGAAACAAGACUGCGCAGGAUCACUGUACACGGCAAAAAAGUACGUCUUAAGGUGUGGCUAUUAGCCCUUGUGUUUUUAUGUGAUUCAUCAGUGAACAUGGUUGUAGCAUAAUUUGUUAAAGUUAAGUGAUAAAGUUCUUGCAUGCCUGUGAAUUAUUGACAAAUAAAAAUAUUGUAUUUUUAUAACUCACCUUCUCA
Larimichthys crocea (large yellow croaker) is the source of this 3821-nucleotide messenger RNA. RefSeq names its product NACHT, LRR and PYD domains-containing protein 12. The transcript is spliced from 9 exons. Gene Ontology annotation, molecular function: protein binding. Bases 159 to 3587 code for a protein of 1142 amino acids. NCBI's taxonomy places the organism in Eukaryota, Metazoa, Chordata, Actinopteri, Sciaenidae. The record is from RefSeq and is a predicted model, not a curated record.